Etheostoma spectabile (orangethroat darter) is the source of this 989-nucleotide messenger RNA. RefSeq names its product retinoic acid receptor alpha-A. The record is from RefSeq and is a predicted model, not a curated record. Lineage: Eukaryota; Metazoa; Chordata; Actinopteri; Perciformes; Percidae. The transcript has 2 exons. Gene Ontology annotation, biological process: cellular response to corticotropin-releasing hormone stimulus; regulation of transcription by RNA polymerase II. Gene Ontology annotation, molecular function: zinc ion binding; RNA polymerase II cis-regulatory region sequence-specific DNA binding; DNA-binding transcription factor activity, RNA polymerase II-specific. Gene Ontology annotation, cellular component: nucleus; transcription regulator complex. Bases 654 to 989 code for a protein of 111 amino acids.
AGCUGCAGUGCUGUCAGCCGCCCGCCCGCCUGCCUGCCUGCCUGGGUCAUUUGAAGGCCAGCAGCCUCGGAAGGGUUCAUACAAAGUUCACUCGCAUAUAUUAGGCAAUUCAAUCUUUCAUUCUCUCUGGCAAAACUAGUUGGAAAUGAGCUGCACGGGGGGACGGAGAACCCAUUCGUCAUCGGAGAGGAGAACCUGUGCUUUUUAAAAACGCCGUCCGUGUUAUUUUUGGGUAAAAGACAGAUCUCCUCCAGCUCCGGCGGCGCGUUCCACACAGCUGGCUGCUGGGAGCCGGGACGGGGCGAGUCAAUGAAAACACGUCGGGGAUAUUAUUAUAGUAUUACUAUUAUAUUAGUAGGAGCAUUAUGAGUUCCGUUCACACGUCCUUGGCGGUGCAUUGACUGGACACGAGAGAAGAAAAAAAUGGCAAAUGAGCAUUCAGAAGGAGCCGUGGAGCAUUUUUAGUCCGAGAAAAUCCAUGAUUCCGGUGCGGGACGAAGCAGAACAAGAGGAGCGAAAUCUGUCGUGCCAAGAACCAGAGGAGGAAGAAGAAGAAGAAGAAGAAGGAGUUUGAUGGAGUUGUGUGCGCUUUACGCCGCUGAUUUUUCUCCAUAACGCACAAGCAGACUGUGGCUGAACGACGCGCCGGCAUCAUGUUUGACUGCAUGGACGUGCUGGCCGUGAGUCCCGGACAGAUGCUGGACUUCUACACGUCCAGCCCGUCCUCGUGCAUGCUGCAGGAGAAGGCUCUGAAGGCGUGCAUCAGCGGACUGGCGCACAGAGAGUGGCAGCACCGGCGGAGCGCACACUCCAUUGAAACACAGAGCACCAGUUCCGAGGAGCUGGUCCCCAGCCCGCCGUCCCCGCCGGCCCCUCCUAGAAUCUACAAGCCCUGCUUCGUCUGCCAGGACAAGUCCUCUGGUUACCACUAUGGUGUCAGUGCUUGUGAAGGCUGCAAGGUAGGACCCCCGCACCUCCUCAGACUGUAA